AUGCUCGAACUUAAACUGAACAACGCAGUAGUCCUGAGGCGAAUUUUCGAUUGUAUCCGCGAUCUAAUUACCGAUGGUAACAUUGAUUUCGAUGCUACUGGAAUGACUCUCCAGGCUCUGGAUGGAAACCAUAUUGCUCUUGUUCAUUUAAAACUACAUGAAAGUGGUUUUGUGUUGUAUCGAUGUGAUAGGCCUAGGGCUCUGGGAAUAAAUAUAAACUCAGUUACCAAGGCCUUUAAAUCGACUACUAAUAACGACUCUGUACUUAUUCAAAGUGAAGAAGAUAAGGAUCUCAUUAAUUUCGUAUUUGAAAAUAAUGUUGAGGAUCGAGUGUCUAGCUUUUCUCUGAAGCUGAUGACCAUUGAGCAGGACGCCCUGAGUAUCCCUGAGAACACUGAAGGCUUUGAUGCUGAGAUCACGCUCAGCUCCAAGGAGAUGACUAACAUUUGCAAGCAGAUGAACGAGUUUUCAGACACUAUAAAGAUGGACAUUUCCGGCAACUCCAUAACAUUUUCCACUGAGGGUGAUUUAGGCCACGGUGAAAUUGUUCUAAGGAACAGGGCUCCAUCAUCCGAGGGUGACUGUGGCGUCACCAUACGAGUCAAAAAUCCAAUUAAGCAGUCUUAUGCCACUAAAUAUCUUCUCAUGUUCACCAAAAGUGGAUGCUUGAGUGAUUCCGUAACGUUUGGUUUAAGUCAAAACCGGCCUAUUGAGGUUAAAUAUGAAGUAAGGGACUCGAUGGAAGACUCACGACACGGCCAUGUUCUAGGCGAAUUAAAGUUUUAUCUGGCUCCCAAAAUCGACGACGAUAUCGAGACAGAAUAA
Theileria annulata is the source of this 825-nucleotide messenger RNA. RefSeq names its product proliferating cell nuclear antigen (PCNA) 1, putative. Bases 1 to 825 code for a protein of 274 amino acids. Gene Ontology annotation, cellular component: PCNA complex. Gene Ontology annotation, molecular function: DNA binding; DNA polymerase processivity factor activity. Gene Ontology annotation, biological process: translesion synthesis; leading strand elongation; mismatch repair. The transcript has 5 exons. The record is from RefSeq and is a predicted model, not a curated record. NCBI's taxonomy places the organism in Eukaryota, Apicomplexa, Aconoidasida, Piroplasmida, Theileriidae.